AUGCUCCUUGACUUUUUAAAAAUCUCCAUCUUGUUCUUGUCCCUUUGGAUUCAUGGACUGAAGGCCGGGGGUGCAACUUAUAGGUGUAAUGAAUCACUUACCAGAUUCUCAAGCAAUAGCAAUAGUGCAGUGUGCCAGGUUGAUGGAAAAACUCAUAACUGCAAAUUUGAUAGUUGCUUCAAUCACAAUAAUCAUUGGGUUCUUGUCACUGGCUGCCGCCAGGUGGGAACUACGGACGGACUGAGCAAUCAACAAUGUGCACAAUAUUCAAACGCGCCACCCUUCGGUUACAAAUGUACCAACCCCGGGGGUGUAUCUUAUUACUGCCCUAACUGGAAUCCUAAGAGUGGAGGAGCCUUGACGUGUAGCAAUUGCACGCCUUCAUAG
Messenger RNA from Melampsora larici-populina 98AG31, 387 nucleotides. RefSeq lists its product as uncharacterized. The transcript is spliced from 5 exons. The coding region runs from base 1 to 387 and encodes 128 amino acids. The record is from RefSeq and is a predicted model, not a curated record. Lineage: Eukaryota; Fungi; Basidiomycota; Pucciniomycetes; Pucciniales; Melampsoraceae.